AUCGCUGGGGCUGGGGUGCCGCUGCUGUCUCCCCCUAUAGUAUUUGGCGCCAGGUGUCAGCCUUGGACCGAGGAGCCGGCGGCGGCCGUGUUCUCUGUGGUGGCCAUGGGGCGCGGCGGGAGGCGAGUGUCGCCUCAUCUGUCCGGCGGCACAGGGCUGCUGUCGGAGCCGUUCCCCAGGGAAAUGGGGCGACUGAGGGAAGUCUGGCAGGACCCGCUCCCUCUGACCGCUGUGGUGCCCCAGUCGCGCUGGGCGAAGGGUGCCUGAGGGGGCCGGGCGGGUGUCGGGGCAGUGGGGUGGUUACCGGCACUGAGGACGAUGGGACCUCAGGACCCGCUCCGCUGAAGGGGUGCGAUGAAGCCUUCAUCAGCGCGGGAGAUAGGGAAAGUGCUAAAAGAAUUAGAUUACUGAAUUCAUCAUCAAAAGAUAACACGACUGCUUUCUAUGGAAUAAAUCAGUUUUCUCACCUGUUUCCUGAAGAGUUCAAAGCUAUUUACUUAAGAAGCAUACCUCACAAACUUCCCAGAUACAUAAAAGUACCAAAGGGAAAGGAAAAACCUUUGCCAAAGAAGUUUGACUGGAGGGACAAGAAAGUCAUUGCAGAAGUGAGAAAUCAGCAAACAUGUGGAGGCUGCUGGGCUUUCAGCGUUGUGGGUGGUAUAGAGUCUGCCUAUGCAAUUAAAAGAAGUAAACUGGAAGAACUCAGCGUCCAGCAGGUUAUUGACUGCUCCUACAAUAAUUACGGCUGCAGCGGGGGAUCCACUGUCAGUGCUCUGAACUGGCUGAACCAGACAAAAGUAAAACUCGUGAGAGACUCGGAAUACACUUUUAAGGCUCAGACGGGACUGUGCCAUUAUUUUGGUCACUCAGAUUUUGGCGUUUCAAUAACAGGAUUUGCUGCAUAUGACUUCAGCGGUCAGGAGGAAGAAAUGAUGAGGAUGCUCGUUAACUGGGGCCCUUUGGCAGUGACAGUGGAUGCAGUGAGCUGGCAGGAUUACCUUGGUGGGAUCAUACAGUACCACUGCUCCAGUGGAAGAGCAAAUCACGCUGUUCUCAUCACUGGUUUUGACACAACGGGUAAUAUUCCUUACUGGAUUGUGCAGAACUCUUGGGGGCCUACAUGGGGAAUCGAUGGCUACGUUCGUGUUAAGAUAGGCAGCAAUGUCUGUGGUAUAGCAGAUACAGUUUCAUCAGUAUUUGUUUGACACUGGCCAAAGACCACGAUUAUC
Messenger RNA from Mesitornis unicolor (brown roatelo), 1229 nucleotides. It is a transcript of the gene CTSO, whose product is annotated as cathepsin O. The transcript has 8 exons. Gene Ontology annotation, molecular function: cysteine-type endopeptidase activity. Gene Ontology annotation, cellular component: lysosome. The record is from RefSeq and is a predicted model, not a curated record. NCBI's taxonomy places the organism in Eukaryota, Metazoa, Chordata, Aves, Mesitornithiformes, Mesitornithidae. The annotation marks the transcript as partial.